GGACGUGUUGACCGUGGCAUCAGGGAGACCCGCUGCUCUUCAGACAACACAGACAUGGCCUCUGGAGACAGUUUGUGGACAACUGCUGUGCUGACCGGCAUCUUGGCGGUUUUGAUGGUGCAAGCUGCUCCGGCAUUUACAGGUGAUAAUGCAGAUGCAGGUGAACUGAGGGACGACAUACUUGAGAUCAACAGAGAUUUAAAACAUCUGUUUGAGGGAGACAUCGCUGGUAAUCCCAGCAGAAAUGCAAUCCUUGAUGAAACAAGAAGAUGGACGUUUCCCAUUCCUUACAUCUUAACUGACUCUUUAGAACUGAAUGCCAAAGGUGUGAUCCUCCAGGCGUUUGAGGAAUACCGCUUGAGAUCGUGUGUGGACUUCAAGCCAUACGAGGGAGAGAGCACCUACAUCUCCUUCACCAAGCUGUCAGGAUGCUGGUCGUACGUUGGCGAUGAUAAAAAAGGACAGAAUGUGUCCAUCGGGGCCAGAUGUGACACAAAGGCCAUCGUGCAGCAUGAGCUCCUCCACGCUCUGGGCUUUUACCACGAACAGUCCCGCUCGGACAGAGACAACUAUGUUAAGAUCUGGUGGGACCAGAUUGAACAAGGGAUGGAGCACAAUUUCAAAAAGUAUGAGGAUGACAUCAUCACAGAUCUGAACACGCCAUAUGAUUACGAGUCCAUCAUGCACUACAGGCCUCUGUCUUUCAACAAGAACGAGAGCAUACCCACCAUCACCACCACCAUCCCGUACUUCAACGACGUCAUUGGCCAGCGGCUGGACUUCAGUGCUGUUGACAUCACCAGGCUCAACCGCAUGUACGACUGUGCCAACACACACACCCUCCUGGACCAGUGCUCGUUUGAGCUCAUCAACAUCUGUGGAAUGAUCCAGAAUGAGGACGACAACGCAGACUGGGUGCAGACGCUGAGCAGUCCAGCCGACACUGAUCACACUCUGGCAGGGCGCUGCAGAGAUUCUGGCUACUUCAUGAAGUUUGACACAGCUUCAGGUGUGAUUGGCAACAGUGCCUUGCUGGAGUCACGUAUCCUCUACCCCAAAAGAGACGAACAGUGCCUGCAGUUCUUCUACAAGAUGAGCGGAGGGGCUGGGGACAAACUGGUGAUAUGGAUCAGGACUGAUGAUGGGACAGGAACUGUGCGCAGUGUCAGGAAAAUCCACACCAUCACUGGUGAUGGAAGUGACGCUUGGAAAAUAGCCCACGUGACCCUCAAGGUGACAGAGAAGUUCCGUUACUUCUUCCAAGGCAUCAGAGGGUCAUCCGAAUCAUCAGGCGCCAUCUUAAUUGAUGACAUCACUCUCACAGAGACCACUUGCCCCAACGCCGUCUGGCAGAUCCAGAAUUUCACCGGGCUCCUCGACACAACUUCUCCUGGAAGCGCUGUCAAAAGCAAUUGUUUCUACAACUCUGAGGGCUACUCAUUCGGCGUCAGUGUUUAUCCAAAUGGAAAAAACCCUGCAUAUCCAGACUAUGUUGGCAUGACCUUGCACCUCUGCAGUGGAGAAAAUGAUGCAGUGAUGCAGUGGCCAGCUGCAAACAGGCAGGCGACCAUCGUUGCCAUGGAUCAGGAUCCUGAUGUCAAACUGAGGAUGUCUUCAACAAGAAGCUUCACCACAGGUAGGCCGACAUCACAGGCACCGGAGACACAGAAAGUUCACAAGCAGUGAUAGUUUCGGCUCAUGAUUUUCUGCCUCAUCCAAAAACAAUGGAAAGUGAGUUUGUUGAAUCUCGGUUUUACAGAGACUGUAGACACUAGUCCCAAUGACAAUGAGGUCUGUGAAAUGACAUGUUUGGCCCACAAGACAGACUUAAUU
Molecule: messenger RNA, 1833 nt
Organism: Paralichthys olivaceus (Japanese flounder)
Lineage: Eukaryota; Metazoa; Chordata; Actinopteri; Pleuronectiformes; Paralichthyidae
Source: RefSeq, a predicted model, not a curated record